Molecule: messenger RNA, 1200 nt
Organism: Saccostrea echinata
Lineage: Eukaryota; Metazoa; Mollusca; Bivalvia; Ostreida; Ostreidae
Product: glyoxylate reductase/hydroxypyruvate reductase-like
Exons: 3
Coding region: 104-1075 (323 amino acids)
Cellular component (GO): cytosol
Molecular function (GO): hydroxypyruvate reductase [NAD(P)H] activity; NAD binding; glyoxylate reductase (NADPH) activity
Source: RefSeq, a predicted model, not a curated record
CUCAUUCUGUUUGCAAACAUUUACCAAUAAAUAUGGGUCAUGACAGACAUUCAACUGGAGGCAGGUAACGAGAUAACGAAACUGUCCUGUCUAAACACUGAAAAUGUCGAAGCCGCUUGUGUUCGUUUCCCGUAUUCCCCCUCCCCAGGGCAUGAAGAUGAUAGAGGAGUUCUGCACAGUGCGGGCAAUGAGGGAGGAUCGUUUUAUUACCCGAGAGGAGAUGCUGGAGGGUGUGGUCGGUGUAGAGGGAAUUCUGUGUCAUCCCCCUGACAAAGUCGACAAGGACGUACUUAACGCCGCAGGACCAACUUUAAAAAGUGUGAGUACCAUGUCCGUUGGUCUUGAUCACAUAGAUCUGGGCGAGUGUAAAGCCCGGGGUAUCAGUGUUGGAUACACACCUGGUGUACUGACGGACGCAACAGCAGAAACCACGGUCGCCCUACUUCUGGCCACGUCACGUCGACUCAAAGAGGCGUUUUCCGCAGUUGUUGAUGGUGGCUGGGGAUCUUGGGCUGACGGUCUGUAUUUGUGUGGGAAAACUUUGUUUGAAUCGACAGUUGGAAUUGUCGGAUUAGGGAGAAUCGGAUUGGCUGUUGCUAAGCGAUUGCAGCCUUUUGGCGUCAAGAAGUUUCUAUACAGCGGGAAUACAAAGAAAGAAUACGAUGUGGAAGUUAAGGCUGAAUUCGUAAACUUUGAGCGCCUACUGCAAGAAUCUGACUUUGUCAUAGCUUGCUGUUCUAUGAACAAGGACAACGCUGGAUUGUUCAACAAAGGAGCCUUUAGUAAAAUGAAGAAAGGCGCCAUUUUUAUCAAUACAAGUCGUGGGGUGCUGGUUAACCAGGAAGAUCUGUAUGAUGCAUUAAAUUCAGGAACCAUUUUGGCGGCAGGGUUGGAUGUUACAAGUCCGGAACCCCUACCCCGUUAUCAUCCUUUGCACUCUCUAAAAAACUGUGUGAUAACACCCCAUAUUGGCAGUGCCACGGUGUACGCUAGGAAUGCAAUGGCAGAGCUAGCAGCUAGAAAUUUAAUAGCAGGCUUGAAAGGGAAUGAGCUUCCAUCGCCUGUACCCAGUUAAAACUUUAUAAAUACGUCUAGUUAUUUUAAAUUAAACAAUUUAGGUGCUUCAUUUGUAUUCACUCCAUUCCUCUGCAUGGGGUAUUAAAAUAUGUAUCAAGUAGUAAAUUCUUGUUUUUUAUGUUA